This is a messenger RNA of Symbiodinium necroappetens, 731 nucleotides long. The record is from the annotation of a GenBank genome assembly. Lineage: Eukaryota; Dinophyceae; Suessiales; Symbiodiniaceae.
AUGGGAGACCGAAACGGGUGCUGCAUAGCUCAGGCUACACAUGAGGCGGUGCUGAAGAAGCAUGGUGUGUUGGACGAGGCGAAUAAGCUAGUGUAUGGUCGUCAUGUUCCAGUUGGUGAUCGUUGGGAGGGUGUGUAUUUAGACGACCUGCUGAUCACUCAGAAAGUGUCCAUGCCUUACAACAUCCCUUUGGACGGCACGUUCAUACCUCCGGUCGCCCAGGCCGGUGAUGAUGACAUGGUGCAGGUCGCACGGGCCGAACAGGCCUAUGAGCAGGCUAAGCUGCAGCGGGCUGUUCACAAAGCAUUCCGGGCUGAGACUUCGUUUCGAGCUUGGGGCGCGGAGGUUGAUGGAAUCAAGGGCUCCGUGGGGGCCCCGAAGGAGAUGCGCAAACAGCUGUGGGUUCUGAUUGAGAAGAUCGUUGCAGGUGGCUACGUUUGUCAAGACGUGCUUCGAAAGAUUGUGGGGCGUCGGCUGGCUGGCACGGUCCUGGCAACAGAUGCGACGCCUACGGCAGGCGGCGCGGUCCUUGCGAGAGCGGUGCGGAUCGAUCGCGACAGUGAUCUUUGCUUAGAUGCGGAGGUCCCUGCCGAGCCCUCGAAGUUCGCCAGCGUGGCGCGAGCUCUACGACGAGAGUUGAUGCGCAUGGCCGCGGACCCAGCUUGGAAGUGGUUACAGAAGUUCGGUGUGGGCGAGCGAAGCCACAUGACAGGCGUGGAGGUGUUCACGAG